CGUCUGAAUGCAGCCAAUGCUGCUGUAUUUAACCUUCGCCACCUUCCCUCUUGGCAGGUACAACAUGCCAGCAUGCAGAUCACGGCUGAGAAACAGUACAAGGGGAUCAUUGACUGCGUGGUCCGAAUUCCCAAGGAGCAAGGCGUUCUCUCCUUUUGGCGAGGCAAUUUGGCCAACGUGAUCCGGUACUUCCCCACACAAGCCCUAAACUUUGCUUUCAAAGACAAGUACAAGCAGAUCUUCUUGGGCGGCGUUGACAAAAGAACCCAAUUCUGGCGUUACUUUGCGGGCAACCUGGCAUCCGGAGGCGCUGCCGGAGCGACUUCCCUCUGCUUCGUCUACCCCCUUGAUUUCGCCCGAACGCGUCUGGCGGCCGACGUGGGGAAAGCCGGGGCAGAACGAGAGUUCAAGGGGCUCGGCGACUGCCUGGUCAAGAUCUUCAAGUCGGAUGGCCUUCGGGGGCUGUAUCAAGGGUUCAACGUCUCGGUCCAGGGAAUCAUCAUCUAUAGAGCGGCAUAUUUUGGCAUUUAUGAUACCGCAAAAGGCAUGCUUCCUGACCCAAAGAACACCCACAUCUUAAUCAGCUGGAUGAUCGCGCAGACAGUAACAGCAGUUGCAGGCCUGACCUCAUAUCCCUUCGACACCGUACGACGGCGAAUGAUGAUGCAAUCUGGGCGCAAAGGAGCUGACAUCAUGUAUUCUGGAACAAUUGACUGCUGGCGGAAGAUCGCCCGUGACGAGGGUGGCAAAGCGUUCUUCAAGGGUGCAUGGUCCAACGUCCUGAGAGGAAUGGGGGGUGCUUUUGUGCUAGUCUUGUACGACGAAAUCAAGAAGUUCACAUAAGCUGCUUCCCCACUCCUAGAUGGCACUUCCUACAUGAUAUUCCAUGGACUGCAUCAAAACUAUUUAUCGUUCCCCUUGUGGUGUCUCUUAGUCGACGGAGAGGCCAUGAUUCUACUUGCCUGGUCCCUUUUCUCAAGUCAUUCCCCUGACGAUGGGACUCAAACUUUAUUUUUAUUCAGUCACUCCUGUUAAAAUAAGUUUGAGAAAUAAAAUGGAAAAAACGGUA
This is a messenger RNA of Python bivittatus (Burmese python), 1069 nucleotides long. NCBI's taxonomy places the organism in Eukaryota, Metazoa, Chordata, Lepidosauria, Squamata, Pythonidae. The record is from RefSeq and is a predicted model, not a curated record.